GGCUGCAGGAGAUGUAGGCUUUAGUUUAUCACACAGUGAUUUCUGACUCUGCUGACAGAGGAACUGAAGUUCAGCACUGCAGUUUCCGGAGGACUGAUGAAGAGGCGACACUGAGCGGGUCCUGCAGGUGACUUUCUGGCUUUUUUCUUCUGUCUCUUUAGUUGAGACAGCAGAAUGGCUCUCUGUGCUGCUGGUCGUCCACUCCAGAACACACGCAAUGCAUUGGGAAGGUUUUUUAAGCAGAGCAGCGCGUUCAGCUCAAACACUAGUAACCCUCAGGAGGAAGAGAUUCGACAGAAACUCCGGCAGUUUUCAGGAGGGUCUAUAGAUCUUCAGAAGCAGGAGUCAGGCAUUGCAGUGAUGACAGUCAAUAAUCCUGCCCUCAUGAAUGCCUUCUCAGGAAGUAUGAUGAUAGAACUGGAGGAGCGAGUGAGUGAGUUAGAGACAUGGACAGAAGGAAAAGGCCUUAUUGUCAAAGGAUCAGCAGGAACAUUCUGCUCGGGAUCUGAUCUGAAUGCAGUCAGAGCAACAUCCAAACCAGAGGAUGGUAUGAAAAUGUGCAUGUUUAUGCAGAAGACUCUAACAAGACUGCUUAGGUUGCCUCUCAUCUCUGUGGCUCUAGUUGAAGGAAAGGCAUUGGGUGGAGGUGCAGAACUCACUACUGCCUGUGACUUCAGAUUGAUGACAUCUGAUGCUGUGAUCCAGUUUGUCCAUAAACACAUGGGCUUGGUGCCUGGAUGGGGUGGUGCUGCAAGGCUUGUCCAGAUCGUUGGAAGCCAGAAUGCCCUACAACUGCUUGCUGGUGCAAAGAAAGUUGAUCCACAGUUGGGAAGGCAAAUUGGACUAGUUGAUGAGGUGCUGAGUUUAUCCCUUGCUUCAGAAAAUUCCCUAAUGGAGGCAGAAAAGUGGCUGAGUCAGUUCACAAAGGGAUCGGCUCCAGUAAUCAGGGCUGUGAAGAAAGUGGUGGUGUCUGGAAGAGAGCUUCCCUUGGAGGAGGCCCUGAGAACUGAAAAAGAUAUAUUUGGGACUGUUUGGGGUGGGCCGGCCAACCUUGAGGCUUUGGCACGAAAAACAAAACACAAGUAAAUAAAACUAUGCGGAUGUUUAAAAUAA
Messenger RNA from Astyanax mexicanus (Mexican tetra), 1113 nucleotides. RefSeq names its product enoyl CoA hydratase domain containing 1 (gene echdc1). Gene Ontology annotation, cellular component: cytosol. Gene Ontology annotation, molecular function: enoyl-CoA hydratase activity. The transcript has 6 exons. Gene Ontology annotation, biological process: fatty acid beta-oxidation. The record is from RefSeq and is a predicted model, not a curated record. Bases 175 to 1086 code for a protein of 303 amino acids. Lineage: Eukaryota; Metazoa; Chordata; Actinopteri; Characiformes; Acestrorhamphidae.